AUGCCGUUCCUCAAACAGCUUCGUCGCCGCUCCAAGGCCAGCUUUCAUGGGUCUGAUCCAAAAUCCCCAUCGACUAAGGUCGAAAUGGUCGCCGCCAAGUCGUCAUCCACCAUCGACACCUCCUCUCACAGCUCCAUUACCCCUCCUUCGUCUAUCAAACCAACCCUUUCAUCCCCCAAUCUUCCUUCGCUGUCCGAAAGCAAUGAUUCUACCACGCCUAUUCCUCCGCCCCCACAACGCCCGGGGCCUCUCGUGACCAAUUCGCAGCGCAACAGUGUGAUGGGCAGCUCCGCAUCAAUCAAUGGUCUCUAUCGAACCCCAACUCCCAGUUCGCCAUAUGCACCACGAAUCGUAUCGGUCGCUGACAAUUCAUGGGUGCAUCAAAAAGUUCUUCUCAUCUAUGGUCAGAUUGGAGACCCCAGAAACCAUCCGCUGGACGGCAAUGUCACUGUUUUCCACCACCAAGAUAACUUUCCGUCGAUGGGCUGGCCUGUCACGGCCUCGCAUUUCAAAGUCCUCGUUCACCUCUCCCCAGGUCCCAACCGACUUCGCUUCGACUUCAUUUCACCCAAGCUUUCGGCCGGCACUUCCCCAUCAGUCCACUCAGCGUGGAUCUGCAUCAACUAUCUACCCUUAGUCAACUCUCCCCCCUUACAAUUGGUGAUUCUCCUUGGCAAGGAUUCUGAUGGCACGUUUGAUGCUGUGCCGGAAAGAGUCGAGCGUGAAGGCAAUGGGCUAGACGUUGCGAUUCGGAAAUAUAAGACAGCUGCAUACCUUUGGCAGGCUUUUACUGGCGAGCAAAUGUUCCGCAACAGCCUCGGGCGACGAUGCUUCCGCUACGAAGAAGAAUGGCAACCCGGUACUCUGAGCCGCCGCGAUGUAGCGACCGGGCAGAUGCGCAACGAGGCAAAAAUUCACAUUGUCCGAUCAGACAAAACUGUGGCAGAACUUCGAGAUCUAAACCUUGCCCAGAAAAACAGCAGUGCUGCGAACAAGGACGAACUUUUCAACAUCGCCAAGGAGGCUGUCAGGAACCAUUUCAAUGUCCUGCCUGGGCAAAAACAAUACGUCUCCGUCCUCUUGCUGGAUUCUCACUGGGACACAGACGCACAAACCAUUACCGGCCACGCAGCACUGGGCUCCGCCGGUGACGAUAUCAAGAUGGCAAUUUUCGGAUCUCAUAGUUUACAGACCUAUCCCUCAUCCCUUGAGGAAGUCGUCGACGCGUUCUCGGAUUGCACGCGGACAGACACCAACUACGUUGCCAACGACUGUGGGGAAGCUGGCUCAAACUGGGAGUCAGCUAAUAUUGGAAUUGGCGCUCACCUACACGAGAUUGGGCAUUUGUUUGGCUGCCCGCACCAAGAAUCAGGUAUUAUGCUGCGCGACUAUGUGCACUUCAACCGUUCGUUCUUGACCAAGGAGCCUUUUUGCACUCGAACCAAGACUCAGGGUUUGAAGAUAUGUUUGCCGAAUGACGAGUGCACCUGGCACCGACUAGAUGCUCUUCGUUUCCGCUUCCACCCUUGUUUCCGCCUUCCAGCAGAUGCUCCUGUUCCGUCAGACGACAGUGUUCAGGUGUGGCCUGUGGAAAACGGCAAAAUCCUCUUUACUGCCUCCUCGGGAGUCUCUUUCAUGGAGAUAUAUAAGGACGACGACGAAUUCUGCCAAACCUUCAUCGAAUUUUUGAACACUGAAUCGAGCGGUAAUGGCCUUCCAAAGCAAGUGACAAUCACCGAAAGUGAGCUUCGUCAAAGGGCGUUUGGGACUGAGAAGGAGAAGAAGGAGAAGAAGAAGAAACUUCGGCUAGCGGUCUUUUCUGGUGCGGGAGGAAGCUACAACAUCGCGGACAUCGGCAUGUUGAAGUCGAAGAAUUCCUUGGUCAAGCUCCCGAAAGGCCAGUCCGGCUACAAGAGUGGGCUGCUUGGACAAUCCAAUAUGCCAGGAAGCGAGCCCCAGCAGCUGAUUCUCGAUUGCGCCUCUGUUCAGACCAAGCUUUUAACAUCUAUCAAAGUUUAUCACGGCAUGGCGUUAGAUGGAAUCGAGUUUUGCUAUGAGGAUUUGACCAGCCAACUCUUUGGAAAGCGCGGUGGAAAGCCUGGGGGUGAUGAGUUCGUGUUGGAUAUCCGGCGCGGUGAAAUCUUGCUAGGGUUCUACGUCAGAGCUGGACUCUGGAUCGAGGGGCUCGAAAUCUUGACGAGCAUGGGGAGAAAAUCUGGUAUUUAUGGCAAUGCCACGGGUGGAUCGGGCCACACUUUGAUUCCACCCCUGGGAUACAAGAUUGCCGGCAUCGCAGGGUCAUCCGCAGAAUGGGUUGAUGGGUUCUCACUCAUCGUUCAACAUUGA
Messenger RNA from Penicillium chermesinum, 2346 nucleotides. Its product is annotated as zinc metalloproteinase family protein. Lineage: Eukaryota; Fungi; Ascomycota; Eurotiomycetes; Eurotiales; Aspergillaceae. The record is from RefSeq and is a predicted model, not a curated record. Bases 1 to 2346 code for a protein of 781 amino acids. Gene Ontology annotation, cellular component: cytoplasm. The transcript has 5 exons.